Messenger RNA from Meleagris gallopavo (turkey), 6336 nucleotides. It is a transcript of the gene CAPN7, whose product is annotated as calpain 7. Lineage: Eukaryota; Metazoa; Chordata; Aves; Galliformes; Phasianidae. Gene Ontology annotation, biological process: proteolysis. The record is from RefSeq and is a predicted model, not a curated record. Gene Ontology annotation, molecular function: calcium-dependent cysteine-type endopeptidase activity.
GCCGGCAGGCAGGCUGGUGGCGCGCAGCCGGUGGCGGGGGGGUGGCAGGAAGGGGUCGGUCAUGGAUGCCAGCGCGUUGGAGUUGGACGCGGUGAAGUUCGCGCAGUUGGCGGUGCAGCGGGACCAGAGCGGGCGCUACCAGGAGGCCGUCUUCUAUUACAAGGAAGCCGCGCAAGCCUUGAUUUAUGCUGGCAUGGCAGGGUCAAGCUUGGAAAAUAUUCAAGAAAAAAUAAAUGAGUAUUUGGAGAGAGUUCAAGCUCUCCAUUCAGCAGUUCAGUCUCAGAACACAGACCCUCUGAAGUCAAAACAGCAGCUGGACUUGGAGCGUGCUCACUUCCUAGUUACACAGGCUUUUGAUGAAGAUGAUAAAGGCAAUGCAGAAGAAGCUAUAGAGUUGUACACGGAAGCGGUGGAGCUCUGUUUGAAAACAGCUACCGAAACUUCAGAAGCAGGCCUGCAGGCAAAACUGAAACAACUGGCUCGGCAAGCAUUAGAUAGAGCAGAAGCAUUGAAAGUAUCGAUGUCAAAGUCAUCUCACAAGGAGAAGUCAACUGCUGCUAAACCAAAUCAGCCUGUCAGAACAUUCUUUCCACUGGGUCCUGAUUUUUCUUUGAAUGAUAAACCACAGACAAUCAGAGCAGUACAAGCUAGUGAGUCUCAAGGUCAGAGGUACACUGCAGAGGAGAUUGAAGUACUCAGAAAGACUUCAAAAAUUAAUGGCAUUGAAUAUGUCCCUUUCAUGAGCGUUGAUCUGAGGGAACGUUUUGCCUUCCCUAUGCCAUUUUCUGAUAAAUGUGGGAAGUUGCCAUUAUCCCCCAAACAGAAAGCAAUGUUUGCCAAGUGGGUACGGCCAGAUGACAUAACAAAUAACCCUACCAUGAUUUACACUGUAUCAAGUUUCAGCAUAAAGCAGACAAUAGUGUCAGAUUGUUCCUUUGUGGCAUCGCUUGCUAUCAGUGCUGCGUAUGAAAGAAGAUAUAACAAAAAGUUGAUUACAAGUAUCAUUUACCCUCAGAAUAAGAAAGGAGAACCAGAGUAUAAUCCAUGUGGCAAAUACAUGGUGAAACUUCAUAUCAAUGGUGUACCUAGAAAGGUGAUCAUAGAUGACCAAUUACCUGUUGAUCAUAAUGGGGAACUUCUCUGCUCUUAUUCUAAUAAUAAGAAUGAAUUGUGGGUAUCGCUAAUAGAAAAGGCUUACAUGAAGGUCAUGGGAGGAUAUGAUUUUCCUGGAUCAAAUUCUAACAUCGAUCUCCAUGCGCUGACUGGUUGGAUACCUGAAAGAAUUGCUAUGCACUCUGACAAUCAAGCUUUUGAUAGAGAUAGCACUUUCAGAAUGCUCUAUCAGAGGUUUCAUAAAGGAGAUGUCCUUAUCACAACAGCAACAGGCGUGAUGUCUGAAGAGGAAGGAGAAAAAUGGGGUUUAGUUCCAACCCAUGCCUAUGCAGUCUUGGAUAUAAGAGAACAUAAGGGGCUUAGAUUCCUCCAGCUGAAAAAUCCAUGGAGCCACUUACGUUGGAAGGGACGAUACAGUGAAAACGAUACAAGAAGUUGGACCCCAGAUUUACAAAAAUACUUGAACUUUGAUCCAAGAACAGCUCAGAAAAUAGACAAUGGGAUUUUCUGGAUUGCCUGGGAGGACUUGUGCCAGUACUAUGAUGUUAUUUAUUUGAGUUGGAACCCAGGUCUUUUUAAAGAAUCUACAUGUAUUCACAGUACUUGGGAUGCAAAGCAAGGCCCAGUGAAGGAUGCCUACAGCCUGGCCAACAACCCGCAGUACAAGCUGGAGGUGCAGUGCCCACAGGGUGGAGCUGUGGUCUGGGUGCUGCUGAGUAGACACAUCACAGAUAAGGAUGACUUUGCACAUAAUAGGGAAUUUAUUACUAUGGUUGUAUACAAGACUGAUGGCAAAAAAGUUUACUAUCCAGCUGAUCCUCUUCCAUAUAUUGAUGGCAUUCGGAUCAACAGUCCUCAUUAUCUGACCAAGAUAAAGCUGACCUCUCCAGGGACCCAUACGUUUACGUUAGUGGUGUCUCAGUAUGAGAAACAAAACACUAUCCAUUACACCAUCAGGGUGUAUUCCUUGUGCAAGUUUACCUUUUCCAAGAUUCCUACACCUUACACCACUUCCAAACGGGUUAAUGGACAGUGGAAAGGUCACAGUGCUGGAGGAUGUGGAAACUUCAGAGACAGCUACAAAAAUAACCCUAUCUAUCAAUUCCAGCUGGACAAGAGCGGACCAUUACUAAUUGAGCUGCGUGGACCAAGGCAGUACAGUGUUGGGUUUGAAAUUGUCACUGUGUCAACAGUAGGAGAUCCUGGUUCCUAUGGCUUUCAGAAGAAGAGCAGCGGGGACUACAGGUGUGGAUUUUGCUACCUGGAAGUGGAGAACAUCCUUGCUGGAGUCUACAACAUUAUCCCCACCACAUUCCUGCCUCAACAAGAGGGUCCUUUUUUCUUAGAUUUUAAUAGCACUUCUCCACUGAGGGUAUCGCAGCUUCAGUGAGGAGACAGACCCAGACAUAGCUGCUUAAGGACUAUUUUUGAAUUGCCCUACAGUCUCAGAAAGGUGAAUAACUUAUUGCAGAUAUGCAUAAAAUAAAAUUGCAUCCUAAGUUAUAGCCAAGAACACAAUUACCAAUUUGGCAAUUGAUUGUGACAAAAAAUUAGAUGUGGUUUUUGCUGCUAUAGUAUUGGUGUAAGCACUGUUCAGCAGGCUUGUGAACAAGCUGAAGUGUUACAUCCAGACAAACUGGAAGAACAUAAUGUAAUUUGUUGCAGUUUUUCUACAAUUCAAAUCAAAAUCUAGUGAGUUCAGAGAAAAACUAACACUGAAAUUCUCUUCUCCUAAAGUACAAAGUCUAUGGGUUGAAGAUUUUAUUCUGAAAUGUAAAAAUGUAAGAAAAAUAUUCUUGUGUAUUCUACUUAUUCAUUCUCAGGCCCAAAUAUGUAGUAAAUACCAUUUAUAUUGCUGCCUUGAAUGUUUACAGCAUUGAAGCACUUCUCACAUUUGAGUUCACUACUGCUGAGCACAUAUUCCAGACUGCCACUAUCACGUUCAGCUUAUCUCAAGUAUGUACAUAGGAGUAAAAGAUAAGGAAGACCCCAGCUUUAGCUACUUCUAAAAAAGCAAAAGAUUAGCAAAAGAUUCACCCUUAUUACCUGUUAUUUUGUAUUACUUUAGUGCACAUCACAGCACAAGGUAGAUAUGGCUUUCUUACUACAAGCUGCCAGACCCUGCCUGCUGGGAAUCAGCAUUGAGAGGGGGAAGGUAACCAACAGCAGUGAGCAGAGCACGCCCUUCACAUGGCAGGGGGAAAGAUUUUCAUCCAGAGGUGAGCUGUGAGAUUCUCUGCACCUACCAAAGUAGCCUCAUUUGCUGGUGCUGCUGGAGAGUGAACUACCCACCAUCAGCGCUCUAGCAAGGAGAUGUUUUAUCCUUGUUACUUUUACAAGUAUGGGGCUCAUAGGAGAAGGAUCAUUUAAUCCUCCUCCCUUCCUGAACUACAUCUGCUAGGUGGGGAUUUACUGCUCCUAUUAUAGAAGAUCUCUCUUCUGGAAGGCACCUUUUGCUUCUAAAUUGAAACUGAUUUAAAACAGCGUACAGUUGGCCAGUGGCAGCAGAAACAGGGUUAAAAUUCUUAAGAAAGCAUUGGAAUUAGGAUUACUCCAGGAAAAAAAAAUUUAGCCUAUCAGAUAUACACACAUACAAUAUCCAAAGAGGAUUAAAGGUAACUGUAUUUUCCUUCUUAAUUCAAAUACUAAAUGAUCUUAAUUAUGUGGGUUUUUUUCCUUGAACAACAGACAGAACUGCAUGUGACAGUUGUGGAAAAGGGUGCUUUUAAAGCUACCACAGGAAGCUCUUAGCUCUUCCACUUUGGCAAGUUUUCAAGCAACAAGGUGGUAUUUUCAGAACAUAAGUGCCACUUGUUUGUUAGGAAACUGAGCAUGUGCUACAGGAGAACUAGAAAUACCUGGGGGUAAAAUUACUCCCUCAGAAGUCUCUUUGCCCUCCCCAGAAAGUCUGAGCUCCUUCUUUCUUCAUCUCUAUCGUGACACAGCUGCUUAACAAACGUCUGGCUUUCAAAGGACAGUGAGUUCACAUGCCUUCUUGGACUGCAGUUUCUCAGAGACCAUCUGGGCCUUGUGCUGAGCUUGUCACUAGUGACUUACCUUCUUUUGCAGCAUAUCAACACAGGGAACAGCAUGGGCAUAAGCUGAGCAAAAACCCAUUAGGUUCUUUGUAGUUAUCCUGGGCUUCCGGGUGCAGUCGGUUGUGCCAAGGGCUGUUCCUCCCUACAAAAUUUAAACUUUGUUUGCUUACGUGUUCCCUGUAAACAUGUGCUAUUUGUUUAGCUCAGGUUAAACCAAAGCUGUGGUCCUGCAGUAUUUUAUCACCUGUGACAUCUAAACUUUCAAAAUUACAAAAGGCAGAGGACAGAACUGCCAACCUUCAGCACUAAGCUGUUGCCUCUCCCCACCUGUUGAGAUCAAGCUGAUAGACCACAGUAAAAGCCAGUUCUUUUCUGUACUAGGGUUCUGUUCUAUAGAAAGGGUUUUUUCUAUUUAUUUCUUCCUCCUCCAAGCACAUGCUUGGAGCAAAGCUUAUGUUGGAAGAAACAAGCAUAUAAGGCUCAGCGAGAAAAGCUGUAUCUACCAGACAGCAAUGCUUCUUACACACAGUACAAUCAGUGGAUGGGGCUUAUGCCUCUAAGGGGACAGGAUUGAAGUUUGAUAUUGCUGUCCUUUUAAUGCAAGUCUUAUUCAAACACUGCACCAACAUGGUUAGUGGAAUAUCACUGUUUACAAAAUGCUCAAGUGCAGUGUUUCAAAGGAAAUAGAAAAUAUUCUUGUAACACUCUACAGUGUCUGCCAUUUCUGCUUGUAACAAAUUCCUCUUAUGGUAUUUUCUUGUCUCUUUUUUUCUUACAGAAAUUGCUCACAUAAGUACUUCUGUUUUCCUUUGAUCUGUCAUACAUAGUUCUAUUAUUUUUUUUUCCCAAAUCUGGAAAAAUGAGUGGAGAAUGAACUGCUCCUUCAAUUACAGCACAGCCUCAGCUGAAGACAUAGGUUAUUCUAUUCUUUCCCUAACCUUGUUGCUAUGAUUACACCACAGCAUAUUUUUAUUUUUUUUUAUCUCUAAUGACAGAAUAUUAGAUACUGAGUUAAGAUUGGAAAGGUUGUCCAGUUAAGACUUCCAGAAAGGAGCAUGGACUGUAGGGAGGGGGGAACUGAAAGAGCUGCACAGCCACAGCUUAUGUUGUGGGUAGGGGGCAAGGUACAUUGCCCACAUCACUUUCAGCUUGAUAUGUAUAACCCUCAACUCUUCUCUGCUUUUUAAACAUGAAAAUACAAAAUUCACCAAUAAGCAUACUUCACUCUAUGAGUGCACAAUACGUGACAACUGAAAACUGACCAAGCUGCAAAACAAGGCAGCCAAAUACCAAUGAAAGCUGGUUGUUGUGAGGAGCUCUAAGAGGAUUUGCACUUUCUUUGAUUCACUGAGGAAAGAUUACAGCAAAUAGAUGAUUUUAAGUUCUCUGUCACUGGUGCUAAGGGACAACUGGAGAACCUUCUUCAGAAGUUUUAACAUUCUCCACGCUUAUACACUGAGAAGGCUUUUCAGUAUUUUGGUUUGGGGUUUUUGUUUUAAAUCUUACCUUAGAGCUCCAUACAAGACCCUAUGUGCUGCUGUUGAUAUCUCAGGGUGAGUCACCCCCCUUCCAGCACAGGCAUCUCUGAUUGUUGUGUUGGGAAUGCAUGGGUCUGAUUCUGAAGGACUCAUCCCAUCAAUUUUCCAAGGCUUUCUGCAAUUCAGUACAUGGAUGAAUGGUAACAACACUUCCUAUUGCAUCUGCCUCACGAGUCUGAGUUUCAGUCCUACUUUCCUCAUGCAAGUUUCACUGAACUGUUUUGUACAGUAAUUACACAGUUGACCAUGCAAACUAUGAAGUGUUGGAACAACCAGCUGCUUAGAAUUAAAUCUAUGUACAGAACCAUAGAAGUUUUCAUCACUUAGUCAAACAAGAACAUAUUAAAUUGUGUGAUAAUGCCAAAGAGUAGAAGAAUUCCUACAUUAACUUGCUUUAUACAUUCUUACUGCUCACAAAUACUUUGAUACACCAGAGGCUUAUUUUUUAUACCCAUGAAGGCAGCUACUAUCACAUUACAUAUCAGGAUACUGUAAAGCUGUAAAGAUUCCAACAGAAAAGUAACUGGAAGAAGCUCAUUGAUUUGCCUGUACUCCCCAGUGAUGUCUGUUCAUUUAAGUCUGUCAUAUUUAUAAUUACAGCUUUUACAGAGUUUAAAAUAAAAUGAGUUUUCCAUUAAUUUAAUAGA